AUGACCCUGCAAUUUCAGUCCACGCUGGAAUAUCUCAAAGCGCCACCCGCGGGCUACCAACGAGCACCAUUCGACGUAGACCAUGCACUAGAGCAGAUCAAGCAGAACGUAACUACGGCUGUCUAUAAUAAUCAAUACGAGUUCGAAGCACAAGUUCAGCUCCUGGUCACCCAGAUACGCGACACGCACGUUGUUCUCAAUGCUGGGGCUCUAUCGGCAUUUUCUUUUGCCGGCUCAUUUGGUCUUGUAAGCGCAUCGAUCGACGGUAAACAAGUGCCUGAAAUCUACCUUGCUCAGGACUUACACGAAGCUUCGGCGAGUAAUGGAUACAAAGCAUCGCCUGUAACCCACAUCAAUGGGAUUGAAGUGGUCAAAUAUCUGAAAACCUUUGCCGGCCAGAACUCUCAAGGAUUCUUAGAACCCCAUGCCGAUUGGAACGCGAUAAUGAACAGCCCUGCGCUCAACGUUCAGGGUAUCCCGAGUACGUUCCAAUCGGCGAAGCUGUACCCUGGGGAUGUGGUCUUCUCCGAUGCGCUCAACUUUACACUCCAAAACACCACUGUCGUCGAGACCGUUUGGUGGGCAACUUGCCGCGAUUGUAAGGAAACAGGACCUCUUACCACUGGCGGCGACUUUUACAACUACUUCGUUCUCGGAUUUCUGCCAGAGAGCUAUCGUGAAGGCGAAAAGUGGUGGCCAACCAGCGAAGACGACUUUCAUCCUCCAUCCGACGACAACGCCAGUAGUUUCAACUUAAAAGCUGCACUGGAAGACUAUUGCAUGGACCGAGCUCCGCCAAGCCAGAACUGGUGCAUGAGCAGCUUCGGCGCAUACCCGACGAAUCCCAUGACUACCCAAGCAGAUCUUUCCAUCACAGGAGGAGGUAUCGUAUCUAGCUAUCUGUUAGAUGAGACAUCCACGGCCGUCCUUAGCAUACCCUCAUUCUAUCAGGGCGGUGUGAAUACCUACAACUUUCGGCAAGCGAUUCGCGACUUCAUCGGCAACGCGUCACAAAGUCAGGUUUCUCGUGUCAUUAUUGACCUGCAACAAAACUCCGGAGGUCUUGUUUUCCUUGCGUACGAUACAUUCAAACAAUUCUUUCCGAAUCUCGAGCCCAAUGGUGCAAGCCGCCAACGUAGUCAUGAAUUGAGCAAUCGGCUCGGUUCAGCCUAUACGGAGUGGUGGGAACAUUCAGGCCACGACCAGACCGAGAAUUACAACUGGGCAUCGAGCGAGUGGAUCGUCACCAACCGGAUCAACACUGCUACUGGGAAAACCUUCUCGUCUUGGGACGAGUUCUACGGUCCAGAGAUCAGCGACGGCGACAAGUUCUCAGGAAGUCAACAGUACAACUUGUCCGAUGAGAAUUUCGACUAUUCAGCAUUCGGCGACUAUCCAUAUGGAUACGAACCACGCGACCAUCUGACCAACAGUACACCACCUUGGGCUCCUGAGCACAUCGUCAUUCUCACUGAUGGUCUCUGCGCCUCUGCGUGCGCCCUCUUUGUGGAGUUGAUGGCAUAUGAAGCCGGAGUCAGAACCAUCGUCGUUGGUGGUCAGCCCGAGCCUGGCCCUAUGCAAGCAGUCAGCGGCACGCGUGGCGCCGCCGCGUACUCCGCUGGCGCCCUCGACUCCGAUUUUGACGAAAACCUGAAGUACUUUCCUGUGGACAAGCCUGAAGUAGUUUCGCAACUGCCCGACCGAACGGAUACAGGAAUAUGGAUCAAUUACGCUGGGUUCACGAUCCGGAAUCAAGUUCGCGGUACAGAUUUCACACCCCUGCAGUUCCAAUACCAAGCUGCCGAUUGCCGUAUCUACUACACGGUUGAGACAGUCUAUAACAUGACGCAACUUUGGCACCACACCGCCCGUGCAGCAUGGGACGACCCGACUCUUUGUGUCCAGGAUUCCACAGGAUAUCCAACGGCCCGUAAUAAGACCUCGACUAAACUGCCUCCACCAGCCACAUCAGUCGCACUUGCAGUCUACGACUUCUCACUUCCGCUAUCCGCCGAUAACGCAACCUUUAAAAUCCUCGACUCCACCAAGGUCAACAAAAGACUAGCUGGCAAUAUUAUCUCGCCCUGUUACGAGAAUCACGCUUGUCAUUGUGGUAUAUUGGAAUUAGAUUGCGGUGGCUCAAUGGAAUAUGUCUCUAAAGAAGUCCCUGCGUGUCUGCCAACAUGCUCCACAGCGAGCGAUUGCGUGGGCACUGACGACUACUGCGACAUAAUAGAGGAACCCUUGCAAACGAAAGCUCACGAUCCGGUUUUUUAUGGAGACACUGGCCUUGCGGUCCAAUACUACGGUCACUGUAAGACGCGUAAUCCGAUAUUCUGCCCGAAGACAGAGACGUAG
This is a messenger RNA of Alternaria hordeiaustralica, 2358 nucleotides long. RefSeq lists its product as uncharacterized. Gene Ontology annotation, biological process: proteolysis. The record is from RefSeq and is a predicted model, not a curated record. The coding region runs from base 1 to 2358 and encodes 785 amino acids. The transcript has a single exon. NCBI's taxonomy places the organism in Eukaryota, Fungi, Ascomycota, Dothideomycetes, Pleosporales, Pleosporaceae. Gene Ontology annotation, molecular function: serine-type peptidase activity.